AUGCACUGCAGGCCAGAAAGCCAGCGCGGGAGCAGUGAAAACAGCCUAACCGACGAGCUGAGGUUCUGCCUCAAAGACAAAGCGACAAGUGUUCUAGAAUCUCCCUCUCUGCUGAGCAGUGUCUGCAAAGAGUUGCAGGGACUGUCCCUACAGACCAUCCUUCAGCAGAGUCUGCGUCUGGGCUUGCAGCAGCCUGGAGAAGAGCCAGCACCCAACGGAGGCUGGGAGAGAGAGCAGAGAAACGGCACCCGGGCUCUGGGGACUGUCCACCCUGACACCAGGUCCCCCAGGACUCGGGUGCACAAGGCAGUGCUGGCCUGGGAGCGCGAGCCUGGCACUGCCACAGUGAAAGUGCGACACCUCCGUGUGCGCCCCGACCCGACUGGCGGCAUCACGGGAAAGCAGGUCACCCGGAGAGGAGACCCCCUUCCCGCAGGCCGACUCCCCAGCUCCACAGAAGGAAACCCUGGGGCCUGGGGCAGACGCGCUGUGAGCCGGGAGGAAGCCGAGCCCAAAGUCAGCUGCCCGUUUGCCUCCCUGCAGUCGCCCAUGUUCGAUGGAAAAGUCCCGCACUGGUACCACUUCUCCUGCUUCUGGAAGGUCGGACACACUCUCCGGCACCCUGACGCCGAGGUCGAUGGGUUCUCUGAGCUCCGGUGGGACGACCAGCAGAAAGUCAAGAAGGCGGCGGAGGCUGGAGGAGUGCCAGGCAAAGGCCAAGACGGAGGCGGAGGCAAAACAGAGAAGACUCUGGGCGACUUCGCGGCCGAGUACGCCAAGUCCAACAGAAGCACGUGCAAGGGCUGCAUGGAGAAGAUCGAAAAGGGCCAGGUGCGCCUGUCUAAGAAGAUGCUGGACCCAGAGAAGCCCCAGCUGGGCAUGAUCGACCGUUGGUACCACCCGGGCUGCUUUGUGAAGAACAGGGAGGAGCUGGGCUUCCGGCCUGAGUAUAGCGCCAGCCAGCUCAAGGGCUUCGGCCUCCUCACUCCGGAGGACAAGGAGACCUUGAAGAAGCAGCUCCCAGCAGUCAAGAGUGAAGGGAAAAGGAAAGGCGAUGAGGUCGAUGGGAUGGACGAGGUGGCAAAGAAGAAAUCGAAAAAGGACAAGGACAAGGACGGCAAGCUGGAAAAGGCCCUCAAGGCCCAGAACGACCUGAUCUGGAACGUCAAGGACGAGCUGAAGAAGGCGUGUUCGACGAACGACCUGAAAGAGCUCCUCAUCUUCAACAAGCAGCAAGUGCCCUCUGGGGAGUCGGCGAUCCUGGACCGCGUGGCCGACGGCCUGGUGUUCGGCGCCCUGCUCCCCUGCGAGGAGUGCUCGGGCCAGCUCGUCUUCAGGAGCGACGCUUACUACUGCACCGGGGACGUCACCGCCUGGACCAAGUGCAUGGUGAAGACGCAGGCCCCCGGCCGGAAGGAGUGGGUGACCCCGAAGGAAUUCCGAGAAGUCCCUUACUUCAAGAAAUGGAAGGUCAAGAAGCAGGACCGGCUGUUCCCGCCCGAGACCAGUGUCCCGGCAGCUGCGGUGCCACCGCCCUCCGCAGCCCCCGCGCCCGCUGCCGUGAAGGCCGCGGCCCCGCCAGGUGCCGCCCGGGCCCCAUCUCGCAGACGUGUCUCUUCUGGGGGCAGAGCCAGACACGCUGUGCAGGGGCAGGCCACGGGCAGGGCGCGGGGUCUGGAAGCAGCAGCCGGCGGGGCUGAGUCCAGUGUCGAUCUCACCGCUCACCUUUGCUUUCCUUUCGAUGGAGCAGAGGAAGUAGAAAAGAUGAGCAAGAAGAUGGAGGAGCUGAAGGGAGCCAACGUGCGGGUGGUGUCCGAGGGCUUCCUCCGGGACGCCGCCGCCUCCACCAAGAGCCUGCAGGAGCUGCUCUCGGCCCACGCCCUCGCCCCCUGGGGUGCUGAGGUGAAGGUGGAGCCCGUUGAAGUAAUGGCCCCGAAAGGGAAGUCUGGGGGCGCGCUCUCCAAGAAGAGCAAGGGCCCCGUCAAGGAGGAAGGGCUCAACAAAUCUGAAAAGAGAAUGAAAUUAACCCUUAAAGGAGGAGCGGCCGUUGACCCCGACUCUGGUCUGGAAACGUCGGCGCACGUCCUGGAGAGAGGCGGGAAGGUGUUCAGCGCCACCCUCGGGCUGGUGGACAUCGCCAGAGGGACCAACUCCUACUACAAGCUGCAGCUGCUGGAGGAUGACCGGGAGAGCAGGUACUGGAUAUUCAGGUCCUGGGGCCGUGUGGGCACCGUGAUUGGCAGUAACAAGCUGGAGCAGAUGCCGUCCAAGGAGGACGCUGUCGAGCACUUUACGAAGCUAUAUGAAGAGAAAACGGGGAACGCCUGGCACUCCGAAAACUUCACCAAGCACCCCAAAAAGUUCUACCCUCUGGAAAUUGACUAUGGCCAGGAUGAAGAGGCCGUGAAGAAGCUGACGGUUAACCCUGGCACCAAGUCCAAGCUGCCCACGCCGGUGCAGGACCUCAUCAAGAUGAUCUUUGACGUGGAGAGUAUGAAGAAAGCCAUGGUGGAGUAUGAGAUUGACCUCCAGAAGAUGCCGCUGGGGAAACUGAGCAAACGGCAGAUCCAGGCGGCGUACUCCAUCCUCAGUGAGGUCCAGCAGGCCGUGUCCCAGGGCAGCAGCGACGCCCAGAUCCUGGACCUCUCCAACCGCUUCUACACCCUGAUCCCCCACGACUUUGGGAUGAAGAAGCCUCCGCUCCUGAACAACGCCGAAGGCGUGCAGGCCAAGGUGGAGAUGCUGGACAACCUGCUGGACAUUGAGGUGGCCUACAGCCUGCUCCGAGGCGGGUCUGACGACAGCAGCAAGGACCCCCUGGACGUCAACUAUGAGAAGCUCAAGACUGACAUUAAGGUGGUGGACAAAGACUCCGAAGAGGCGGAGACCAUCAGGAAGUACGUGAAGAACACUCACGCGACCACGCACAACGCCUACGACCUGGAGGUCGUCGAUAUCUUCAAGAUAGAGCGUGAGGGCGAGAGCCAGCGCUACAAGCCCUUCAGGCAGCUGCAUAACCGAAGGCUGCUGUGGCACGGGUCCAGGACCACCAACUUCGCCGGGAUCCUGUCCCAGGGGCUGCGCAUAGCGCCGCCGGAAGCGCCUGUGACGGGCUACAUGUUCGGCAAAGGAAUCUACUUCGCUGACAUGGUUUCCAAGAGCGCCAACUACUGCCACACGUCUCAGGGAGACCCGAUAGGCUUGAUCCUGCUGGGAGAAGUUGCCCUCGGAAACAUGUAUGAACUGAAGCACGCUUCGCACAUCAGCAAGCUACCCAAGGGCAAGCACAGCGUCAAAGGUUUGGGCAAGACUACCCCUGACCCUUCGGCGAGUGUUACUAUGGACGGUGUAGAGGUUCCCCUGGGAACCGGGAUCCCCUCCGGGGUGAACGACACCUGCCUCCUGUAUAACGAAUACAUCGUCUACGAUAUUGCUCAGGUAAAUUUGAAGUAUCUGCUGAAGCUGAAAUUCAAUUUUAAGACGUCCCUGUGGUGAGCGCGCCACGGCCAGGUGGCCGCUGGCGGCUGCGAGACGCCUACACGCGGCGCUCCGACCCCGCAGCGCCCCGCAGCGCCGUCUCGGUCUCCGGGGGCUCCAGAUGAACACUGGUCACCUUAGCCACUUUCCCUCCCUUCCCAGGCCCUUGUUUGUGUUCGUUGGGGUGGGGCUGUUUCUUUCCCUGCCCUGUGGGCCUGCCAGGCGCCAUGGGGAAGUUGGGGAGAGGUGUUUGUUUGCUAGACUAGUGCUGUGGGAAGCGCCCUCGGCCCAGGCGCCCGCCUUACUGGUCUCCCCGGCGCGGGAGAGAGCUUCACCCUAUUUUCAUCCUUAGUUUCGAUUUUGGAGAAAUGUUAAGCCUUUAUAUUGAGGUUAAAAAUAAAAACUAAUUUCAUACUAUUUAGGUUUUCUUUUUUUAUUUUGCAUUUCUUGUUAGCCCUUUUAGUGGUUUUUGUUCUGUUCUGUUCUGUUUUGUUGGUGAGGGUCUGAGGAGACCAGAAGGAGCUCCAGCACCUGCUCACUCUCAGAAACAAAGUGCUUUCCUUCCCAGACACACGAAUGUGGGGCUCUCGGGAUGUUCAGGAUGCAGUAAAUUAAAACUGCACUUGAAGUUCUUGACUUUCCUAUGAGCUGUUUUGUCUUCCAGUUAAAAUUCGCUGCACCCCCAAGGGCUACUGCUGACUCAAUUAAAGUGGAGGCGGCUCUGUUGGUG
This is a messenger RNA of Condylura cristata (star-nosed mole), 4207 nucleotides long. RefSeq names its product poly (ADP-ribose) polymerase 1 (gene PARP1). The transcript is spliced from 26 exons. Gene Ontology annotation, molecular function: DNA binding; NAD+ poly-ADP-ribosyltransferase activity; zinc ion binding. The record is from RefSeq and is a predicted model, not a curated record. Lineage: Eukaryota; Metazoa; Chordata; Mammalia; Eulipotyphla; Talpidae. The coding region runs from base 1 to 3495 and encodes 1164 amino acids.